Molecule: messenger RNA, 2933 nt
Organism: Taeniopygia guttata (zebra finch)
Lineage: Eukaryota; Metazoa; Chordata; Aves; Passeriformes; Estrildidae
Source: RefSeq, a predicted model, not a curated record
ACUCCAUAAAUGGAAAGGAAUAUGCACCAGUAGUUGGGGAAUAUUUGGACUGUAGUUCCAGAAAAGUUCUCAAAAGGAUAUCUGGCUACUCCAACUUGUUGCCUACAUGGUGCUGAUCAGUAUUGUUAGGGUACUAGAUAACUUCAGAUUCAUUAGUGAUUGUUGCAUUUUUGAUGUCUUAUAAGUUUCUUUUUUCAGACUGCUAUAAGUUUGUUGCCAGCAAAUUUUACUGAAAGAUUUUCCCCACUGACUUUUUCCUCUUUCCCUGGGUAUAGUUUCUAGGGAUCUCCCUGAAACCAGGAUAGUGGGAGGAAUAAGGGUGGUAAUGUGUGAUAUGUAUGCUUAUUUGGGUUCUGGUGAUACCUGGACCUGUAAGGUUAUGGCUCUGAAAGACAAGCCAGCCUUAACUGAACUUAUUUUCAAGCCAAGUUUACAAGUCCAACAAGUAUGAAAAAUAGUUUUGUAAAAUUGUCUAACAUUCAAGAAUGCUGAACCUCGCCAAAGAAGACUGUUAUAUUGAGUGUCUUCAGUUACAAUGUAGAUGUAACCAAAAGUAUGUAUUAUAUCACCAUCUUCAUAAACUGUUAAAAUCCAGGUGGGGCAGUGUUCUUUAUCUCCUCCAUGACUCAUCCCUGAUAACUCCCUGUGGGGAGUUAUCUUCUGCUUAAUGGGCCAUUGAGUCUCACUGCAUGACUGAUAAAAUGACAUCAUCCCAUUGUGAGAUGCUCUGCUCUGGGGGAGGAGCCAAGAAUUCUUACCUGGAUAUGAACUGAGCUGUGGAACACCACAGGCAGCUUUACCUACUAGACUCCCAGAGGACAAGAGCCAAAGUAACCCCCACUAAAGCUGCAGAGGAAGACCAGACCCUUCUAGAGGAUCACUGCUCUAAGAGAACUACAUCUGUCACUCCAGGAGGACUGCUGCCACCAUUUAAUGGGACUGCUGCCACCACCCUGACCCACAGGCUGUCAGGUUGUGUCCUAAAUCUGUCAGUUUAAACCAGUGUUUUCUGCAUUUAUUUUUUAAUCAGCAGCACAUGAUGACGGAGGAGAGCAGUGUCUGCAGCUUUGUGUUCAAGAAGCGGGUGCGAGCUGCAGGCAGCAGCCGGCGGAAAUGGCCUGGCAGUGAGCAGGAGCAGGACAGCAGUGGGGAAGAGGGCAGCACCGUGGUGCGCAAGAAGUUGCCCAGGGACACCCCCAACUCCAUGAUCCAGAAGACUAGGUGCUGCAUGAGGGAGAGGCUGGAGUAUGCGCCAAGCAGCAGCGAGGAUGAGGAUCCUGCCAAGGAAAUCGGGGUCACCUACAAAUCAACCAGGUCGGCAAAACCUGUUGGCCCAGAAGACAUGGGGGCCACAGCAGUGUAUGAACUGGACACGGAGAAGGAUGCCCAGGCUAUCUUUGAGCGCAGCCAAAAAAUCCAGGAGAAGCUGAGAGGAAAGGAAGAUGAUAAAAUUUAUCAUGGCAUUAAUAACUACCAGAAGUAUGUGAAGCCCAAGGACACAUCGAUGGGAAAUACCUCCUCAGGAAUGGUCAGAAAAGGCCCCAUGCGUGCUCCGGAGCACUUGCAGGCCACAGUGCGCUGGGACUACCAGCCUGACAUCUGCAAGGACUACAAAGAGACUGGAUUCUGUGGCUUUGGGGAUAGCUGCAAAUUCCUGCACGACCGCUCGGACUACAAGCACGGCUGGCAGAUUGAACGGGAGCUGGACGAGGGCCACUACGGCGUCAAUGACAGUGGAAACUAUGAGGUGAGCAGUGAUGAGGAGGACAUGCCUUUCAAAUGCUUCAUCUGCAGAGGUUCCUUCCAGAACCCUGUGGUCACCAAGUGUCGGCACUACUUCUGUGAGAGCUGUGCCCUACAGCACUACCGCAAAUCCCAGCGCUGUUAUGUCUGUGAGAAGCAAAUCAACGGGGUCUUCAACCCUGCAAAAGACCUCAUGGCAAAAUUGGAAAAACACAAAGGGGAGGAAGAAGAGGGGCAACAGUCAUGCCAUGAAGAGGAUCCAAAGCAGCAGAAAAAGUUUUGUACAUAACUGAAUGAAACUUUUGUAAAAGGGGAAAAAAAAAGUGUGGGGUGGGUGUAAACCCCCCACAAAAGACUUAAGUCUUGGGUGCUCUCAUGUUUUUCACUUGCAUUCCACAUAACUCAGGAUGCUGACAGUUUGUCAGAAUCAGUAUGUUGUCAACAAUGGCAAGACAAUAUCCAUCACUCUACUUGAACCCCAAGACUUAAACAUUUGAGAAACAUCAGUAGCAGAAGGAUGUGUGUUUUUAAUUGAGAUGGUUUUGAGUUGAAAAGUUUCUUGUUUGUAGUGUUGAGUUGUAAUUUGCAGAUAUAUUUGGUAUAUGGGGACUUAAGGAUUUUAUCUAUUUAAGGACAUGGGUCACAAACCUAAACUAAGACAAAAUGUUUCUUCUGUUCCUUUUUUCUGACAGUUCUGAAGCUGAAUUGUUUUUUGUUUGUAGUGUUAAGUUUUAAUUUGUAAUUUCUAAGUAAUGAGCCUGCAGCAUGUUAGCAUGGAAAAUUGUAUUACUGGUGAUCUUGUUUGACAGCUCCUGGACAGUACAUGGGAUACAUCCCUGCCUGGGGGGUUAAGCUUGUCCAGUUGGUUGGAGAGCCUUAUUUGACCUGGGCUUAUCAUCUGUGACAUCAUGCUGUCUGUCAUCCUGUCUGUCACACUGCUGCUGAUUUGAAGCUGCCCCCCAAACCCAACCAGCCUAGAAGGAAGCCAGUCCCUGAGUGAACAAGGAUAGGCUGGAUUCAAAUCUACACAGGGACCCUCAGCCAUUGCCAUUCAACCCUAAAUACAGAUAUAUUAUUGGUCAGAGAGCUGGUCAGUGCUAAGACCUCAAUGAAUCACAUGUGUAAGCUUGGCAAAUUUGAAGCUCCUAUAAAAGGAGCUGUGAGAAUAAACUUGAGGCUGUUUGUCACAA